This is a messenger RNA of Octopus sinensis (East Asian common octopus), 2148 nucleotides long. RefSeq lists its product as uncharacterized. Bases 1 to 2148 code for a protein of 715 amino acids. Lineage: Eukaryota; Metazoa; Mollusca; Cephalopoda; Octopoda; Octopodidae. The record is from RefSeq and is a predicted model, not a curated record. The transcript has a single exon.
AUGCCUAUACUAUACAAACUUGUUACAAAAUGUGUCAACACUAAACUUACAGACUACAUUGAAGCUUUUGGUCUUGUUUCGGAUAACCAACUGGGAGCUAGAAGACAUUGCCAGGGUGCAAAAGAACAGGCUUUAAUAAACCAGUGCAUUAACAAUCACUGUGGAAAUAACUUAUUUGCGACAUGGAUUGAUAUAAACAAAGCAUUUGAUUCUGUUAACUAUGAAUUUUUAUCGCUGGUAUUGGAUUAUUCUGGACUCCCUGAGUGGAUUGUGAAGUUUAUUAAAAGUUUGAUAAGUAAAUGGAAAGUGAUUCUGAAUCUCAAUGUAAAUAGAAUUGGAACAGUGAAAUUAGAAAGAGGAAUUCUUCAAGGAGAUUCACUAUCUCCCCAACUUUUUACGCUGGUAAUGGAUCCGUUGAGCAGGAUACUAAAUCACAAGUUUCCUAAAAUCUGUAUUGACCAUAAUGACCCGUCUCAAAUAACAUACUCAACUAAUCAUCUGCUAUUUAUUGAUGAUUUGAAAAUACUUGCUGAGAAAGAAAAUACGAUCUUGAGGAUGAUGGAAAGUAUUGAUGAAUACUUCAGUGUUGUUGGUCUCAGGAGGAAUUCUGAAAAAUCUGCAACCAAUCUGAAUUAUGUUAAAGAAACUAGAAGUUUUGACGGAUAUGAUGGAUAUCGAUAUCUGGGAGUCCUGGAGGAUAAAGGAAGCAAUGUAUUGAAGCAUGAAGUUAUGAAAAAAAUUGCAGAAAAUGUAAAGAAGAGAAUUGAAAGCUUUGUGAGCACGAAGAUAAAUGCAGUGAAUCUAUUCAAGGCGAUUAAUGAAUAUUCUCUAUCACUUUACAAUUACUAUAUUGGACUAAUUGACAUUGAGCCACACGAGUUUCAAGCCAUUGAUACCGAAGUUCGAAGGAUUCUAUCUAAUUUACAUGUUCAUCUGAAACCUGCAAAUAAGGAAAGAUUAUAUAUAAGCAGAUCUAACCUUGGAAGAGGACUUAAUUCAAUUGUCCAUAAAAGUGAAUGCAUGUUAUACCAAUUUUUGACUGAUCUUGAAAGAAAGUCUGCAAUGUGUCUCAGAAAGGCUGGAAUCUUGCGGGUCUUGAAAAUAAAUAAAACACAUAUGGCCACCAUCGCAAGAUUUCUUACCUUCAAAUACAAUAUUGAAGAUCCUUCAGAAUUGAAUAUAAACAUAAUCAAGGAGAAUCAACAAAAGAGUCUAAUGAAGAUUAUUAAAUCGAAGAUGGUGCAUUCCGUACUUUUCAAAUGUUGUGAGGAUCAGAAUGUUGACAUCAAUAUGUCUACGGAAUGGCUAGUGAAUGGAAACAACAGUCCGAGAUCAGAAGCAAUGUAUUGUAUUAUUCAGGAUCGAAAUAUAUUUUUCAACGAUAACGGAGGAAUGUGCAAUCAUUGUAAUCAAGCUAAAAAAUCUGUUGAUCACAUGGCUACAAGAUGUAGCAGAAUGCUGAACAGUGAUUAUACCAGAAGACAUAAUGAAGUUAUAAGAUGCAUCCAUUUGCAUCUCUGCCGCCAAUAUGGAAUCAGGAAAACCAAAAGGUUAAAGUCACACACAGUCCAGUCAGUUAGCUCAAAUCAUAAAGUGGAGAUAAGAGUGGACAUCACCUUGCAGACAGAUGUUCAUGUAAAAAACAAUAUACCAGAUAUCUUUGUCCUUGAUAAAAAGAAAAACGAAAUCACUCUAAUUGAAGUCGGAAUUACUUCCCACGCCAUGUUAAAGCAAGUGGAAGUAGAAAAACUGCAUAAAUAUGAUCUUCUUGCUGGAGAAUUAUCUCAAAUCCACGGUGCGAAGGGAACGAUAAUCCCCAUUGUCCUCACAUGGGACGGGAUAGUUUCUAAAUUCUAUAAGUCUUAUAUGGAAAGACUGAAGUUGGAUGCUUCCACUAGAUCGUAUAUACAAUCGCUGACGAUUAAGAAGACAUUGGAGGCCAUGCUUGUUGAACAUAAACAUGGAGUGGAAAUUGAAAAACAUGAGGAACAAGUUUCAAGGGCCACCAACCACCUCCUAAAAUUGGCUAGAGAAACAACAGAUCCAUCAGAUUUGCCGGAAGAUGUGUCUCAUGUGUCAUAUGAAGUGUUAGAAGAGGAGAAUACGCAGAUCCAGUGCAACGGUCCAAAAAGGAGGAGAAUUAUAUAG